Molecule: messenger RNA, 2539 nt
Organism: Cornus florida
Lineage: Eukaryota; Viridiplantae; Streptophyta; Magnoliopsida; Cornales; Cornaceae
Product: F-box protein At-B
Exons: 4
Coding region: 214-2103 (629 amino acids)
Biological process (GO): SCF-dependent proteasomal ubiquitin-dependent protein catabolic process
Cellular component (GO): SCF ubiquitin ligase complex
Molecular function (GO): protein binding
Source: RefSeq, a predicted model, not a curated record
ACGCAAUUUUGAAGGUUAAUUUUGUCUUAAUAAAAAUUUUACUUCCUUAGAAUCUUGUCAAAUUUGGAAGAAUUCAGUGAUCCCCUCCAAGUCCUUCCCUAUCCCCAAAUCACUCUAAUCCCUCAAUCCAAACAAUGCCUACUAGAAUAACGGUGUCUAUAGAAUACUACUUCUGUUGACAAAUCCAAUUCAACUGAACCCUCACUAUUCCGUAUGAGUGAUAAAAGAGCAUAUGGCGGUGGCGGUGGCGGUGGCGGUGGCUUCUUGGAGAAACUCCCGAACAGCAUUCUCCACGAACUGUUGCUGAAGGUGGAUUUAGAUACACUUUGCUCUGCAGCUUGUGUCUCUAAAACCCUCCGCUUCGCUGUAUCUCAAGUGCUCUCCUCUCUCUCCUCCCUCGAUCUCUCUGCAUUUUCUCCUGAUGUCCAGACUCUAAAUCACAUCCUUCAUCGGUUCAGAGGCCUCAAAACCGUCACUCUUGACUGUCUCCGCCUAGAUGAUUCUUCAAUCAGCAGGUUGCUUAACUUGCUUGGAGCACAUGUUCAAGAAUUGACCCUGCUCAAGUGUUCUUCACUUUCAUAUGGAGUUCUUGCUUCCAUUGGACAGUCGUGCCCCAAUUUGAGGGUACUUGCAGUGGAAUUAGCUAGCUGGGACUUGCUUAAAAUAUUCAGGGGAGACCUUGUACCGAUGCUUGGAGGUUGCUCAUACUUGGAGUCUCUAUGUAUAAAAAUCCGAGCAACAGAAUUUUAUCCAAAUGGUUUGCAGUACAUUCAACACUUCCUACCCAAAACUGUAAAAGUUCUGAAGUUGCAGCCCGUACUGGAACGAGAUGUUGUCCAUUUUAUACAUGAACUUGGAGUUGACCAUGAACUUGGAGUUGUCAGGAGCUUCUUGGAGACGUCUCCCAAUUUCAGACUUCCCUUUCCUGGAUCACCUGGUUUUGCAUUGCGGUACUUGUCACUUGUUCUUGACAUUAUAUCCGAUGAACUUAUCAUCUCCAUUGCCAACACCCUUUCUCUUUUGGCCGAGUUGGAUCUUGAAGACAGACCAAGCAAGGAACCUUUCCUGCCCUAUGACUUGACCAACAGUGGGCUUCAGUCCUUAGGCUCUUGUCAGCAGUUGACUAGUCUCUCUCUUAUACGAAGUAGACAGAACCAUCCCGUUUCUUUCAAAAGAAUAAAUGAUAUGGGCAUGUUUCUCCUUGCUGAGGGCUGUGGAGGUCUUGAAUCAGUGAGACUUGGUGGGUUUUCUAAAGUCAGUGAUGCUGGCUUUGCAGCAAUUCUCCACUCCUGCCAGAACUUGAAACAUUUUGAAGUUCACAAUGCAUCACUGUUGUCAGACCUGGCUUUUCAUGAUAUGAUUGGAGCCCCGUGUUCCCUUGUAGAGGUGAGAUUGUUGUCAUGCAGUCUUAUAACUAGUGAAACUGUAACAGGACUGGCCUCUUGUAGUGGUUUAGAGAUGCUGGACCUGUGUGGCUGUAGGAGCGUAGCAGACGCCUGCCUUAGCUCCGUUUCAUGCCUUCAUAACCUAAAUAUGCUAAAUCUAGGAGGGGCAGAUAUUACUGAUAAUGGUUUAGCUGUUAUAGGUAAUUUAUCAAUCACACGGUUGUGUCUUAGAGGCUGUAAGAGGGUAACUGACAAAGGAAUUGCUCGUAUGUUGUGUGGCGGAGGGACAAUGAGCAAGACAUUGUCUGCCCUUGAUGUGGGCUCCAUGCCAGGAAUAUCAGAUAAAACAAUUCUCACCAUUGCUGAAGUUGCUCUUGGGAUUACUGAACUGUGUAUCAGAUAUUGCUUCCAUGUGACGGAUGCUUCAAUGAAAAUAUUGGCUUCCUGGAGAAGUUCCCAAGACACAAGCAAACUACUUCGGAGGCUAGAUCUUUUUCACUGCAAUGGGCUUUCUAUCGAAUCAUUGGGCUUGCUGAAGAAGCCUUCGUUCUGCGGUUUACAGUGGAUUGGUUUUGGGCGCACUCGUUUGACUAGUAAACCAGAUGUUCUGGCUGAAAUUCGCGAGGAACGGCCAUGGUUGACUGUGUGUGUGGAUGGCUGCGAGGUGGGAUGUCAUGAUGGAUGGCAAUUUCAUAAUUCUGAUAAAAAUUUGACUUGAUUCAUGUUAAUUUCUUUUACCACGAGGCAUUCUUCCCAAAAACUGCUGCCCCAUUGCUGAAGUCCAAACGGAGAAAAGAUAUUACUUUCGGCAUGUUCAGACCACGCAACUCAGGAACUGAGGUUGUCCUAUGCAUAUGAUUUGUUGAUGAUUGCGUGCAUGAUCAUCGACAAAGAUCAACUUGCGACGAGACCUAGAGCAACCACAAUCAGCAGCAGACCUUGCAAUUGCCUGUGCAGGCUGGUGUAUUAUGACCUCAGUAUCAUUGGGAGCUAAAAGGCAUGUCUUAGAUUAUUGGCAGACUUCUUUUCUGGUUUUGAAUUAAUAUGUGUAGUUUUUUUUUUUUUUUUUUCCUUCGAAUUUGCCCUUGCCGGUAACUUUUCUAUACGUUCCUGCAGUGGGAAAUUUUACCAGUUUAAUUGUGAAAUUUCACCUA